Molecule: messenger RNA, 2467 nt
Organism: Dermacentor andersoni
Lineage: Eukaryota; Metazoa; Arthropoda; Arachnida; Ixodida; Ixodidae
Biological process (GO): proteasome-mediated ubiquitin-dependent protein catabolic process; protein linear polyubiquitination
Cellular component (GO): LUBAC complex
Molecular function (GO): ubiquitin binding; ubiquitin-protein transferase activity
Source: RefSeq, a predicted model, not a curated record
GGCACGUCCACGUCGGAGAAAGGCGCUAGCCGCAACUGGAACCCACCCGAUAUUGCGGCUGCAGCUGCAGACGGACAAGCAGCCAUGGAGGCCGAGCAGACGCUUUGCGGUUGGCCCACCUGCGGGCAGCCCCUGCAGGCAAGGCCCGGCGCCAGAUUCGCCAAGUGCUACGCCUGCUGCCACAUAAACUGCCUGAAAUGCGGUGCGGCGCACGAGGGCAUGAACUGCGCGGAAUUCCAGGCGCGGCGUGGGCCCGCAGUUAAGAGUCCCGUUCUCUCGCCCACCUCGGCAGACGCUCGCAGCAAGAACUUCGACACCUGGUCACCAUCAGCGGAUGGCCGGUGGAGUAAAGGCUACCCGGCGUCGCCGAAGAACUCGGCGCCAUCAGCUGCCGCAGCCUCCGCCUCCCCCACGACACUGCAAAGGUCCCUUUGGGUUAACGCCUCUGCGAGCUCCAGCUCGACAUACGGGCCCCGCUCCGCAGCCGUCACACGUCAGUCAACGUCGCCGAGAAAGAAGCCUGUAGAGGUUGACAUGGAGACCAAGCCAGGAGACCAGGGUGCAACGCACCAGCGGCGGACGGCCAUUUGUCGCACCGAGGACUGCGGUUUCGAGGAUUACGUGGACGCGGGUGACACGGAGUUGUUCUGCUACAAGUGCAGGAAGACCACGUGCCUGCAAUGUAAUGCCGUACAUGGAUACCUCACCUGCAAAGAGUAUAGGCAGCAGCUCGAUGACGAAGAGGACGAGAUUCAAGUGCGGUGCGCCGGCACGGGUUGCGAAUUUACAGCCUUCGUUGGCGUCAGCGCGCAGCAACUGAAAUGUCAACUCUGCGAGAGCAUCACAUGCCUCAAAUGCUGUGCCGUGCACGAAUUCCGGACCUGCGAGGCAUACGAGCGGGACCGCCGCCGGUCGCAGCGGGAAACGGCGGCCGCGACGGCUGGCGAGCCCAGCGAGACUUGUCCAGAGAAACCAAACACGCGAGCCAGUCGGGGUGACGACAGCUCGUCGCGCGACGAGCCACCGGCUUGCGUCGAGGCCGCGAAAGCAGCCGUAAACCGAGAAGCACCGAUGCAGAAGGAACUCCUUGCUCAGAAGGCAGCGAACAGUAUGAGCAAUGGACGGACGGAGACCGAGUCUCGUCGGGGAGAAACUGUGCCGAAGGAGCCUCAACCCGGCCGCGGCACAUGGCCCGAGACGGCUCGGGCGGCGGCGGCGCAAGUCGAAGUCUUGAUGCUCGAGUGCAGCGCGUGCUUAGCUGAAUCGCCUUACGAGGACCUUGUCGAAGUCGCUCCAUGCGGCCAUUUCCUCUGCAGGGAGUGCAUUCACACGACCGGAGUUGGCUCGCUCACAUAUGUUGUGCGUUGCCCCGUCGUCACAGAGGGAGGCGUUUCCUGCGACUCUUACAUCCAAGAGUCAGCGUUGAGAUCUGGGAUGACUGAAAGGGAGUACGCGCUCCACAAAGAGCUGCUGCCCUUGGCCAUUCUACGGUGCCCGGUCGAGGGCUGCCCAGGAAAGUUCUCGGUCAGGCCGGGUACGCAAAGGCUCAGCUGCCCAUCGUGCCGGAACGAGUACUGUGUGGGCUGCAGCGCGAUCCACCCGGGUCGGACUUGUGAGCAGUUCAUUCGCUCCGUGGUCAACGAUGGUGCUGCACUGGAUGAAGAGGCGAGUGAGACAUCAGCCAGCGGCAGUACAUCAGUGUACGAACUCCAAGUCGUGUCGAGCGGGGCUGUUGAGGGUGCCGGCUUGAAGACGCCACCAACGUCCUUCACGGUGGAGUGCGGCCAGUGUCUAGCCGAGACUCCGUUCGGCGAAAUCGUCGAUCUCCUGUGGUGCGGACACCUGCUGUGCAGAGACUGCGUGCACAGGACUGCUGUCAACUCGACAACCUACCUUGUUCGAUGCCCUGCCGCACAAGGAGGUGGCGCGCAAUGCCAAUCUUACAUCCAAGAAUCUGCACUGAAAUCUGUGCUUUCCGUUCAGGAGUUGGCCCACCGCAAGGAAGUGGCUCAAAGGCAGUCCAGCCAGUCCAGUGGUGUCUUUCCCAACGCCCAGAAGCAAAGAUCAAUGUAUGACAGUGACGAGUUUGACAGCUACUAGAUGCUCCCUCACGCAGGGUGGAUUCCUUGGGCCGGCGGAAUGCCUGCGCGCCCAGUGCUGCUAACCACCGUGAAGGCGAACAUUUUGGGGUGGCCCAGCGACAGAGUUGUCUUCGUCACUCGUGCUGCGUGACAACCCUUGUAGAUAAUUUAUUUUUCUGACCAAGAUGGGCAGGCCUCGCUGCAGGAUUGUUUGUGCAAACCAAGAGGCAAGUCGUAAUAACUGAUGCGAAGAUGAAGUUCAGCAGAGUGUUUGCUAAUAUAUGUAUAAUGACACGGAGAUGAAAUACUGAUAAAGGGUACGAGCUCAAAUUGGUAUUUUUUUUCGUGACAUUCGUUCUGGUAAUAAAGGCCAUUUACCAAUCGUU